UUGAGCUGAAAACAGAGCAUUGCGAAUUUAUAGGCAGGCACAUGAAAUGGGUGCUGGUUCAGGGCUUCCUAAGCUGCUCAUUCUUGCAUAUUCCAUCUCUUUGGUGGAGUUGUACUUGCUUUCGACCUCAGCAAUCUUGGACGCAGCGAAGCUCCAUGCGACGGAAGUGACGGCGUUGAGAGAGAUAGGCAGGAAAUUGGGCAAGACCGACUGGAACUUCGAGGAAGACCCGUGCAGCGGCCGAGGCAAUUGGGCCCAGGCUCUUGAUGAUGCCGAUGGUGAAGGUGGCAGCGGUGCAAAAACAGGGUUGAAGAGCAAUGUCACCUGCGACUGUUCCUUCAACCACAGUACCACUUGCCACGUCAUCACCAUAGCUCUGAAGGUACAGAAUCUGUCCGGCAUAGUCCCGCCGGAGUUCUCCAAGCUUCACUACCUCAAGUCGCUGGACCUGAGUCGGAACUGCCUCACCGGCACAAUACCUGCUCAGUGGGCUUCCAUGCGCUUGGAGGAGCUCUCUUUUAUGGGAAACCGAUUGUCCGGGCCAUUUCCCAAGGUCCUCACAAGGAUCACCUCCUUCAGAAACCUGAGCAUUGAAGGAAACCGUUUUUCAGGGCCAAUUCCGCCAGAAAUUGGGAAUUUGAUCAAAUUGCAGAAACUCAUACUAUCAUCCAAUGCUUUCACAGGGGAACUGCCAGUAGAGCUCUCCAAGUUGACCAAAUUGAACGACAUAAGGAUAAAUGACAAUGCUUUUUCUGGGAAGAUACCUGAGUUCAUAGGAAACUGGACAAGCAUUGAGAAACUACAAAUGGAAGGUUGCUCUCUGGAGGGUCCUAUACCUUCAAGUAUCUCUGCACUGAAAAGCUUAAGUGACCUGAGGAUCAGCGAUCUAAAAGGCAGAGUGUCCUCUUUCCCGCUGUUGAAUGACAUGCAAUCCAUGAAGACCUUGAUUCUUAGGAAAUGCUUAAUUGAUGGACAGAUCCCUGCAUAUAUUGGCAACAUGGAAAAACUUAAGAACCUAGACCUGAGCUUCAAUAAUUUAACUGGAGAAAUUCCAUCAUCGUUUGUCCAUCUUAUUAGAGUGGAUUUCAUGUAUCUGACUGGGAACAAGCUCACUGGUACCAUUCCUUCAUGGGUCCUUGGAAGAAACAAAAAUGUGGAUCUAUCAUACAACAACUUCACUUGGGAAAGCUCAAGUCCCACCGAAUGUCCUCGAGGGAGCGUGAACUUAGUGGAAAGCUACUCAUCAUCAGCAGAUAAACUAAAUAAUGUUCUUCCAUGCCUAAAGAGAAACUUCCCAUGUGCUCCAUCAAGUAAGCAAUAUAAAUCCUCAUUGUACAUCAAUUGUGGAGGUAUGGAAACAAAUGUUGGGGACAAGACAUAUCAAGCUGAUAAUGAACUGAGAGGGGCUUCAAUGUUUUACUUGGGUCAGAGCUGGGCAUUUAGCAGCACCGGGAACUUCAUGGACAAUGACAUUGAUUCAGAUGAUUAUGUCGACAGAAAUACUUCUGCUCUUUCGAGCAUCUCUGUUCGUGAUUCAGAACUAUACACGACAGCACGUGCUUCUCCUCUUUCACUGACAUACUAUGGGCUUUGUCUUUUCAAUGGAAAUUACACAGUCAGGCUCCACUUCGCAGAGAUUAAGUUCUCAAAUGACAGCUCCUUCAACAGCCUGGGAAAGCGCAUAUUCGAUGUCUAUAUCCAGGAGAAGUUGGUCCUAAAAGACUUCAACAUUGAAAAUGAAGCUGGUGGUACUGGCAAGGCCAUUGUAAAGACAUUUACAACUGUGGUAUCAAGUAACACACUAAAGAUCCAUUUUUACUGGGCUGGGAGAGGUACAACGGGAAUCCCAGUAAGAGGAGUUUAUGGACCUCUCAUAUCAGCCAUAUCAGUAGAUCCAAAUUUUAAACCUCCUUCACUUGAUGAAAAAAGGAGGUAUCCUGUCGACAUAGUGGCUGGAUCUGCUACUGCCGCUGUAGUUCUAUUGAUCCUCGUUCUUGGUAUUAUGUGGAGAAAAGGGUGGUUAGGAAGCGAGUUAUCUCAUGAUAAAGAACUUAAAGGUCUAGAUCUACAAACAGGAUUAUUUACCUUAAGACAGAUCAAAGCUGCUACCAAGAACUUUGAUGUUGGAAACAAAAUUGGCGAGGGUGGAUUCGGUACGGUCUACAAGGGUCAACUAUCAGAUGGAACUGUCAUUGCAGUGAAGCAGCUCUCGUCAAAAUCUAAGCAAGGAAAUCGUGAGUUUGUGACUGAAAUUGGCAUGAUCUCCGGCUUGCAGCACCCAAACCUGGUAAAAUUACACGGUUGCUGUGUUGAGGGGAACCAGUUGUUGCUUGUCUAUGAGUACAUGGAAAACAACUGCCUUUCUCGUGCUCUUUUCGGUGAGCUUAGGGAGGAUGCUACCAGCAAGUUAAAACUGGACUGGCCUGCCAGAUGGAAAAUUUGCCUUGGCAUAGCCAGAGGUUUGGCCUAUCUCCAUGAAGAAUCAAGAUUGAGGAUCGUGCACAGAGAUAUCAAGACUAGCAAUGUGCUGUUGGAUAGGGAUUUCAAUGCUAAGAUCUCUGAUUUCGGUUUGGCGAAGCUCAGUGAAGAUGGUAAAACCCACAUCAGCACCAGAGUUGCUGGAACCAUUGGCUAUAUGGCUCCAGAGUAUGCGAUGCGCGGUUAUCUGACGGUCAAGGCAGAUGUGUACAGUUUUGGAGUAGUUGCACUGGAAACUGUUAGUGGAAAGAGCAACACAAACUACAGGCCGAAGGAAGAAUUUGUCUAUCUUCUUGACUGGGCAUACGUUCUGCAAGAGAGAGGGUGUCUAUUGGAGCUGGUUGACCCAGAUUUGGGCUCGGAAUUCUCUUGCGAGGAAGCGAUGCUGAUGCUCAACGUGGCGCUCUUGUGCACCAACGCGUCCCCAACUCUGAGGCCCGUAAUGUCUCAAGUCGUAAGCAUGCUUGAAGGCCGGACCGCGGUUCAGGACCUGCUCUCCGACUUGGGGGUUUCUGCUGCAAAUGCGAAAUACAGGGCCAUCAGAAACCACUUCUGGCAGAACCCCAGCCAGAGCAUGUCCACCAAUGGUCCUUGCAUUGAUUCCUCCAUUUCAAACAUAGAAGAGACUGAUCAUCUGAUAAAAGUUGGCUCAAACGAACCAAACAGGGAGGUAGAUGACUGAGUUGCUUUGAUCUUUGUUCCUAGUAUCGAGCAAGUGUGAACAUUUUGUUAGGAAUUAGGACACUGAGUGUUUU
Molecule: messenger RNA, 3233 nt
Organism: Rhodamnia argentea
Lineage: Eukaryota; Viridiplantae; Streptophyta; Magnoliopsida; Myrtales; Myrtaceae
Product: probable LRR receptor-like serine/threonine-protein kinase At1g07650
Exons: 24
Coding region: 47-3160 (1037 amino acids)
Biological process (GO): protein phosphorylation
Molecular function (GO): protein kinase activity; protein binding; ATP binding
Source: RefSeq, a predicted model, not a curated record